AUGAGUAACAGAAAUAGUGUAACCGACUCCACUCAGACUGAAGAUGUGGGGAAUAAAAUGAAGUAUAGCAUCAGUACUACAGUGGGCAAACAUGCGAGGAGUCUUUUUAAUCACUGGCCUGACAUGUCGCUUGUAAACUUUCUUGAGCUCGAACCCAAAAUUGCUACUUCAAUGUCACGAACCUUAACCCGUCGAAGUUUUAGUACUCUAUCAGCAUCUAAGUCAGUUUUGAAAAACUGGAAAGCUCCAACAACGUCGGAGAUUCUCGAACAGUUCCCUGUGAAUGUGACACCACUUAUGAACGAAGAAAACUAUUGGGGAUGUUUUUACAAUUUCCCGGAGUUAUAUGAAGAUGUAUACUCGCCUGUAGUUGGUAUUCGUGAACUGGAAGACGUUCCCCCCAUUGAAAACGGUGUCCUGACCAGAGACUUAGUCACUGCUUGCUUGACUUAUUUGAAACGAACGCCAAUACUCGGAGACUAUGCUUACAUAAAAUUGGAUCUUUCUUCAAAGCAACUUAGCAACAUAGAUGUUCUAAAGCACUAUAAGUACUUGGUCUACCUGGAUCUGUCUUCGAACUUGCUGAAGGAAUUAACUGUGCUAUCGUUUCUACCAUACCUGCAACAUCUCACGGUUUCAUUUAAUAGUUUAAGCACGAUUCUAGAUUAUGACACCCCACAAUGGUUCCUUACCGAAGUACAUUAUAAGUUUAACUCGGUCAGAAAGAUCAAUGACUUGAGCGUAUUUUGGUCCAUCACUAUUCUUGAUUUGUCUCACAAUAAUAUCAAGUACAUAAGCGGACUACAGGAGUUGAGGUAUCUCCGUCGGCUAGACUUAUCGUUUAACCAUAUUCAGCGUCUUGAGAAUUUGAACAACUUGCGUUUAGUCUGGCUGGAUAUAUCAUACAACAACAUCUCCAGCUGCGAAUUUAGCGAAAAUACCGGCUUGUGGACCCUUUUACAUCUGGAGUACCUGAAUUUGAAUGAAAACAAUUUGACUUCAUUGAAAAUGUUCUCUGGUUGUAACAGACUUCGAGAGUUGUAUCUCCGAAACAACCGCUUGGGUAUCCUUCUAGAGCUUGCAGUAUACUUGAGACAACUCCGCCGGCUGGUGGUGCUCGACCUUCGUGCCAACCCUGUGUGUAACACUCCGUUGUAUAAAGAAGUCGUCAUCAACACAUUCCCUUUACUCCUUAAUUUAGAUGCUCAAGAGUUGGAUCCUGUCGAACAGCGUACUUUGAAAAUGGAUAUGUACCCUGAUGUGACCGCUCAUGCCACUCGACGGUUACUCCGCCUCCUUUACAUACAACAACUUUCAAGGAGCCUUGUUUCGCCUUACAUUCCACCAGCCGAUACCACUGACGUACCUUUGGUGAUUAUUGUAGGACGUGAAGCCGUUGGCAAAGGAACGCUAUCUCGUAGGCUGACAUCUCAGUAUAGUUCACACACCCAACUAGCUCGGCAGCACACAACAGCAGUCUGCCAUUUCUCUGACCACUUCAUUGAAGUAACGAGAUCCAAGUUCGACGAUAUGUUACUCGCUGGGGACUUUCUCACCUACUCUGAAAUGGACGGUGAAUCUUACGGUCUAAGCCGUGAAGAAGCUUUCGUAACAGAUGGAAGAGUGAGGAUUGCGAGUAUGGAUUUAGUCGGAGCUUUGAUGCUGAAAUUACGUGGUUACAGGCCAUAUUUGAUUCUGGCAACGACAGAAGAUAAAAAUGAGCUUGCGAGGAAGCAAUUUGCCCGGAAAACGUUUCGUGAAAUGUACCGCCAAGAAAACAUUUCUGCGGAAGCGCCAGCGGAACGCUCCACAUUACAAGUUUUAGUUUCCGGUCGAAUCAUCAUCACAGGAAUUCUAAAUGAAAUAAUUUUGGGUUUGCCUGACGAAAAAUACCAAAGUGAGUUUACCAUAGAAUCGGAAUGUUCCCUGAUGUUGGACAGUGAAAUACGCAAACAAAUACGAGACUACGCAAAAAAUUCUGAUUUAAUACAUAUGUUAAGUGGAAGUGAUUUGUCUUUGCAAGAAACAAACAAACGGGCCCAAGACAAGAGUAAUAACGAAGAACCGAGUUUAUACUCCUUGUUUAAAGAGUCGCAAGCCACAGAGGAGUACAACAGCUAUAUUUCUUACGGACAGGAUCAAACUAAAAAACCCAAUGAAAAAGUUAGAUCCUCCAAUUUGUCUCAACAUAAAAGUAUUGAUUUCAGCAGAUACACCUCUUCAACGUGGAAAGGGUACUCUACUGGUAAAAUGGAUAGCAACAAAUCGGCAAAAUCGGUAACUUUUACUUCCCAAGAAACCGGGAAUACUGGAAGCACCGGGCCUGUUAUAAACCCAACGGGGUUGCUCGUUGAACCGCAGGUUCCACCUCCUACCGCGGCAGAACAGAUUAUGCAUUCCAUAAGCUCAAGAGGACCGUUUGAUGCACCUGGCCAACACACGCACUACGGUUAUGAAUCUACCCCCGACUCAGAUCUUUGGCUGGCCUUUCUCACUGAAGCCGGGCAGAGAGAAGCCAGUGAUAUGGCAAUUGCAUCGAGUAACUCGGCACCACAGGAGACCCCAAAAACAAAUGAUUCUAUGUUGAACCAGAUUCAUCCUGAGACGGCACCUGUAGAAACUACUGAAAGUUUGGAAGCCAUGGAAAUUUUAACGUCAGCACAUUUAAGAGAACAAUAUGAAAGCAUUCAUCGGCGUAAUCCUGGUCUAUUUUGGGACACAGUCAAUAUGGAUAACCCAGAUGAAGCAGUAAAAAAAUUGCAACACAUAAUUCGAGGGAUUGUCAAAAACCAAAGUAAUUUACAGCCAAUGUUUGACAUUGAUUUCCCAAACCUUAGUGAUUACCCAUCAGUUCAAAAAAGGCUGGAGAUCAUUCGUCAACAAAUAGCUCCUCAACAACUGUUCUAUUAA
Molecule: messenger RNA, 2910 nt
Organism: Arctia plantaginis
Lineage: Eukaryota; Metazoa; Arthropoda; Insecta; Lepidoptera; Erebidae
Source: the annotation of a GenBank genome assembly